UAUAUAUAUAUAUAUAUAUAUAUAUAUAUAUAUUUACCAAAUAUUUAUCUGAGACAUAACGAAAUAGCUAUGCAAAAGAAAUGGUCUGUACUGUAGCUGUAUACCAAAAAGGUCUGUGCAUUAUGAAGCUUUCUUGCAAAGUGUAACUUAAUAAAUUUGUAUUACUGUGUUUUAUUCUCGAUUGAAAACGAAAAAAUAGGGAUUGCCUACCGUCGACCAUGCUUCAGCUGUUCCUGCUUUGUGCUUCAUUAUCACGGCAUAAUUUUCUCAAACAACCCGCAAUCAACGAAAUUACUGGAUCAAAGGGUUGAUAAUACCAUGUACUGAGCCAUUUCACUUAGGAGAAAAUCCUUUAUUUUUUUUUUAAAUAACUGCUUUUUUAAAUAACUGCUUUUGUUUAUAUGCUUAAACGUCAGUUAAAUAAAAUAAAGCAACAUACAGAAAUAUGCUAUUAAGCUUAUGCAGCAAUAUGUAUUACGCUUAGCUUAACUGUGGACUAACGUAUCAUUUAUCUGUGGCUAUGUUAUGACUAAGAAUGUGAACUGAAAUGUUAUGCAUGCAUUGUUACAAUGUAUUUUAAAUAAUCAAUAAAGUCAUUAUUAUUAUUAAUAUUAUGAUUAUUAUUAUUAUUAUUACAACCGUUGUUUACAUUUAUGACAGUGAAGAGCAUGAGCACCGCAAAAGUCGGUUUCAGUACCUUGAAGAGCACCACAAUCGAAAUCAGCUACUUUAAUUUUAUUAUAGGCUACACUAUAAAUAAAGAUAUACAUAUUUUCCAGUGAGGACGCAUUUUUUUGUGACAUUUUAUAAAGUUUAAGUAUAGAUUAUGAAGCUAAUUUAUAUCUUUUCGCUAGUACCUUUAAAACGUGAUUGGUGCCUGAAAAGCACAAAAUUCAUGACGCAUCUUUCCUUAAAAAUAGACGUGCAUUUGCGCAACACAUUUACAUAAACUCUUGGCACCUCCGUAUAUAAAUUGCCACAGCUUUGGCUCUAGUAUGGGCAUACACUUUAAUCCAAAUCUGGGACAAGCAGGAAAAAAACGCUUUUGGCAUCGGCUGCAUCAGACUUCAAUCGAUAUAUUUUAAAUAUAUUAAAAUACAAAGCAAUGAAGACGGACAGCAUUGGGCAAAAUAUUCCUUUCAGUGGCAGAAAGCGCAGUUUGAUUGAAGACGCCCGACGGGAGAGAGAAAGCGCAUCGUCCUCACCCGGACCCUCACGGUGCGGGGACAGCUUCGUGUUUGAAGACGAGAAAAACGGCAAAGUUACCCUUAACAUCCUAUUUGCACUCAAAAAUGAAAAAAAUGCAGGGUUUUUUAAAGCGGGAAAAGUCUUUGAGACUUUUGAAGCCAAGUUACUUCAUCUUGAAAGUCGACCGAGCAGGAAGUGUAAGAAAAUCGGUGGAGAUGAUCUGGAGUUCUUCAUGAGCUGUGAACUGCACUGCUCCCAUACCGACAUCUUCAUCAACUCCCUAAAAAGAGUCGCAGAUGAUGUACGAAUAUUGCAAGAGGAAAAGAUUCCAUGGUUUCCGAAAAAGAUUGCUGACCUGGACAAAUGCAAUCAUUUAAUAACAAAAUACGACCCUGAUCUGGACCAGGAUCACCCUGGUUUCAGCGAUCUGGACUACAGAAAACGAAGAGGAUUCAUCUCUGAACUUGCUUUCAAGUACAAGCAUGGUGACCCUCUACCUGUAGUGGAAUACACUCCUGAAGAGGUUGCCACUUGGAGGGAAGUCUACAGAAACCUGACCAGUUUAUACCCGAGUCACGCGUGCAGGCAGUUUCUAGAUGCUCUGGGACAGCUGGAGAGUGAAUAUGUGUAUGGGGAGGACAAAAUUCCUCAGCUCAGAGACGUGUCUGCAUUUCUUAAAGAGAGGACAGGAUUUCAAGUGCGACCAGUGGCAGGUCUGCUCUCCGCCCGAGACUUCCUUGCCAGUUUAGCCUUCAGGGUGUUCCAGUGUACCCAGUACAUCCGUCACCCCUCAGCUCCCAUGCAUUCCCCUGAACCUGACUGCUGCCAUGAAUUACUUGGACAUAUCCCGAUGCUCGCAGACAAAGAAUUUGCUCAGUUCUCACAGGAAAUUGGACUUGCUUCACUUGGAGCAUCUGAUGAGGAUAUUGAGAAGCUGUCCACGCUUUACUGGUUUACGGUGGAGUUUGGUCUUUGUAAACAAAAUGGAGCAGUAAAGGCCUAUGGAGCUGGCCUUCUGUCCUCCUAUGGAGAACUUCUGUAUGCCCUUUCUAAUGAGCCCCAAUACAAACCGUUCGACCCAGCCGAGGCAGCAAUCCAGCCGUAUCAGGACCAGUCAUAUCAGCCUGUGUACUUUGUGUCUGAGACCUUCGAGGAUGCCAAAAGCAAGCUGAGGCAAUAUUCAUCCACAAUACAGAAGCCAUUCUCAGUUAAAUAUGAUCCAUACACUUGCAGCAUGGAGAUUUUGGAUGAGCCCUCUAAGAUCCAUAAUGCUUUGGGGCAGCUGAGGGAAGACCUGAAAAUCUUGCAUGAGGCAGUGGAGAGACUUGCACAGAAAUAAGGCAGUGUGUGUGAUCUAGCAUCAAUAUCAGCAAAUGUCUAGAUAGACAAAAUGUAAGUCUUGCAUAUGUCAACAUGAAUACAGGCCUAAUUAUUUAUUUUGAAUUUGUUAUAGUAAAUGUUUUUUUUUUUAGCGAAUGAUUGAUUAUCAUUUCAACCCUGGUUUUACUACAAAAUGCAUGGUUAAACUAUGGUUAUGGUAGUAUAUUGACUGUAUAACAUGGAUACUAAAGUUAGAGUAUGGUUUAACUAUAGUAAUCAGUUAUAGUAUUUGGUUUGUUUGUUUUAUUUGUAGUAAAACUAUUUGUAGCUACAGUAGAGCAGGACCAUAGAUAUGUAUAAAGGCUAGAUGGCUUACCAGCGCUGAGAGCCAAUGGGACCCGACAACGUCACACGGCGGCCCUCUUAGGACAGGACCGCUCGUCCAGCUAUAACA
Molecule: messenger RNA, 2962 nt
Organism: Paramisgurnus dabryanus
Lineage: Eukaryota; Metazoa; Chordata; Actinopteri; Cypriniformes; Cobitidae
Source: RefSeq, a predicted model, not a curated record